Messenger RNA from Acanthochromis polyacanthus (spiny chromis), 1539 nucleotides. Its product is annotated as eyes shut homolog. Gene Ontology annotation, cellular component: plasma membrane; protein-containing complex. The record is from RefSeq and is a predicted model, not a curated record. The coding region runs from base 1 to 1140 and encodes 379 amino acids. Gene Ontology annotation, biological process: heterophilic cell-cell adhesion; establishment or maintenance of epithelial cell apical/basal polarity. The transcript is spliced from 9 exons. Gene Ontology annotation, molecular function: calcium ion binding. NCBI's taxonomy places the organism in Eukaryota, Metazoa, Chordata, Actinopteri, Pomacentridae.
AUGGGAGACAAGGAAAGUGUUGUAGAUGGCUUUUACUGCCUCUGCAGUCCUGGUUAUGCCGGGCCGAGAUGUGAGCAAGACAUCGACGACUGUGUGAACAGUUCAUGCAGCACCAACUCAGUAUGUAAAGACCUUCAUCUGAGUUAUGAGUGUGUGUGUCAUUCCGGCUGGGAGGGGGAGCACUGCCAACGAGAAAUUGAUGAAUGUUUAUCACAGCCCUGCAAAAACAACGCCACCUGCACAGACCUUCUCAACAGCUACAAGUGUUUGUGCUCACCGGGCUGGACAGGUGUGGACUGUGCAGAGGAUGUGAAUGAGUGUGAUUCCGGGCCCUGUCUAAAUGGAGCUCAGUGUCAGGAGUCAGAUGUACCAGGGGAGUUCUCCUGCACCUGUCCCUCCUUCUUCAGUGGCCCCUUGUGCAACCAGCCUUAUGACCCCUGCGACCCCCUCCACAAUCCCUGCCUGCACAACUCCACCUGCCUGACACGCUCCAAUGGAACAGCCUCCUGCAGAUGCCCAGCUGGAUUUGAAGGAAGUUUGUGUGAAAUCGACACCAAUGAGUGCAGUUCAAACCCAUGCCAAAACCAGGGCAGCUGUGUGGACCGGGUCAACAGUUACAGCUGUGAUUGUAGGACGGGAUUUUCUGGCCUUCACUGUGAAGAAGACAUCAAUGAGUGUGCCUCUAGCCCCUGCAACAAUGCUGCUAUUUGUCAAGAUCUUGUGAACAAGUUCCACUGCAUUUGCCCUCCUGGUUAUUUUGGAACGCUGUGUGACCUGGAUGUGAAUGAGUGUGAAGUUUCACCUUGCCUACACGAGGGCAUCUGUAUCAACACGCCCGGGGGCUUCAAGUGUGUCUGUCGCCCUGGAUACUCAGGGCCACGGUGUGAAGUUAACAUUGACGAGUGCGCUUCCAACCCAUGCCAAAAUAGUGGGAGAUGUAUUGAUGCGCCUAAUCGAUUCCACUGCCUGUGUCCUGAUGGCUUCGCUGGGCUCCACUGUGAGACCAACAUUGAUGAAUGCAUGUCAGCACCUUGUCUUCAUGGGAGUUGUAACGAUGGAAUAUAUUCAUACACCUGUGUCUGUGAAUCUGGAUGGACUGGCAGCAGAUGUGAAACAAACAUUGAUGUGAGUUGUGCCUAAUAAACCUACUGGGUGUUCUGAGGAAAGGUCAGGAGAAUUUUGUAAUCUUUGUGUGGCCUUUGGUAUCAUUAACUCUAUUGAUUUUCCUACAAGAUAAGUCAAUUGAACUACCAGGAUCAUGUAAGCAUUGUACAAAUGCCUGAUUAAAAGAAAUUGCUUAGUCUAAUGCCUAAUUGAUUUAAACCACAGCUUUGUGCUGGACUCCAGAGAUAAAACAUUGAGUUGUUUACAAGGUCUGUGCCAACACUUUGUUGAAUGGCUAAUCUGAUCAUCUGCUUUUUAACUACUAACAAUUAAUUCAAAUUCAAAGUUUUGUAACCAUACAUUAUGUAUUUUAUAUGGGAAAUUGAGCAUUUUGUGUUCAUAUCUGCCAAAAUGUUUUGUAUUUUUGGUACCAUG